Messenger RNA from Trichomonas vaginalis G3, 915 nucleotides. Its product is annotated as cyclin-dependent kinase inhibitor 2C-related family. The coding region runs from base 1 to 915 and encodes 304 amino acids. NCBI's taxonomy places the organism in Eukaryota, Parabasalia, Trichomonadida, Trichomonadidae. The transcript has a single exon. Gene Ontology annotation, molecular function: protein binding. The record is from RefSeq and is a predicted model, not a curated record.
AUGGAAUAUGCAAUUAUUUUACACAACAUUGAUUUUGUUACAUUCUUGAUGAAUGAAUACAAUUUAGAGAUAGAAUUAUAUCAAAGCUGCAAUUAUAAAAAUCUUGAAUCAUUUUUAGUUUAUUUUGAUCAAACAAAUGAUAUUGACUCUUGCUAUGUUUAUUCAAAUUGGUUCCAUAUUCCAUCGCUUAGCGAAUAUUUCUUUUCACUUGGCGCAAAUAUCAAUGCAAAAGAUUUUAUUGGAUACACAGCUCUUCAUAUUGCUGCAACUCUUAAUAGAAAAGAAUUGGCAGAGCUUCUUCUUUCACGUGGUGCAAAUAUCAAUGUGAAAGAUAAUUUUGGAAAAACCACUCUUCAUAUUGCAGCAAUUCACAAUAAUAAAGAAAUUGUCGAACUUUUCAUUUCAAAUGGUAUUAAUAUCAAUGAAAAAAAUAAAGAUGGAGAAACUGCGCUUUAUCUUGCGGCAGUAAAUAAUAGCAAAGAAAUAGUGGAACUUCUUAUUUCACAUGGUGCAAAUAUCAAUAAUAAAAAUUGUAUUGGACAAACCGCUCUUUAUAUUGCGGCAUAUAAAAAUAACAAAGAAAUAGUCAAAUUUCUUGUUUCACAUGGUGCAAAUAUCAACGAGAAAAAUAAAUAUGGAGAAACUGCGCUUUAUAUUGCGGCAGAAAAUAAUAGUAAAGAAACAGCUGAACUUCUUAUUUCACAUGGUGCAAAUAUCAAUGAGAAAAAUAAUUGCGGAAAAACAGCUCUUUAUAUUGCGGCAUAUAAAAAUAACAAAGAAAUAGUCAAAUUUCUUGUUUCACAUGGUGCAAAUAUCAAUGAGAAAAAUAAAAAUGGAGAAACUGCUCUUCAUGUUGCAAUUUCUAAGAAAAACAAAGAAACAGCCGAAUUUCUUAUUUCACAUGGUGCAAAUUAG